AAGUUAGUGCUGCAGUUGACUGAUUGCGCAACGCGCCACCUCAGCCAUUGCGUCCUAGGAACGGAGAUCUGAGAAACGCAUUCUGCAAUGGCAGCAUUGUGAGAGUGAGAGCGUGGAGGACUUGGCCUUUGUGUUGCAAUGUUUGCUCGGUUCAUAUGUUCGGUAAGAGGCAAAGAAGAGUGUCGUCCACCUUUGCGAAGGCCAGCUUUUGCAGAUCACUUGUAAUGUAGUGCCUGGUGCAAUGGGGGGAAGCCAUUCUGGAGACAAGUCUUGUGUAAGAAGCAAUAAGACUCUGUUUGUCCUGACAUAGUUUAGAACCUUCCUCUUGAUUGGUAGUGGUGGCAAAAUAAGUCUCUGAGGGCCUCUGCCGAUCAGCCUUGGUCAUGGCCUCCUCUGAGAUCCAGGUUAUCGGGGCGGGUUUUGGCAGGACCGGCACCACCAGUUUGAAAGUUGCGCUGAACCAGCUAGGGUUUGGCCCCUGUCAUCACAUGAAUGAGCUCGUUACACUUGGCGACGCGAGAGGCUUGUGGCUUGACAUUGAGAGGAGCAAGCUGGAGCACGGCAGGGCAGAUCCGGUUUUACUGGCGGAGGCGUUGAAGGAGUAUCGUUCUACUAUGGACUGGCCCUGCACGCGCUAUUGGCGGGAGCUCUCCGAGAUGUACCCAAACGCGAAGGUCAUUCUUACGGUGCGCGACUUCGACAGCUGGUACCUCAGCGCGCAGAACACGAUCCACCGGCUCAGCAAAGCGUACCGGCGCAAGUUCGAGCUGUUCCCCUGGUUAAGACUCCUGCGGAGAAAGGACUACUUGUGGGUGCCGAUCGCGGAUCAGGUGUGGGGGCCGAAGGGGGAGUUCGACGGGCAAUUUGAGAACCGGGACGCGGCACGCAAGAUGUUCGAGCGGCAUAUCGAGGAGGUGAAGGCCCACAUUCCCCCAGAGCGCCUACUAGUCCUUGACAUCAACGAAGGGUGGGAGCCCGUGUGCAAGUUCCUGGGCGUCAAAGUACCAGACACGCCGUUCCCCGUGAAGAACACGACGCAAGAGGCGGCGGGGCGAACGGCUAUGGCGAGAAUAGACAAGAUCCUAGCGGCGCUUCCGAUAGUUGCCGCAGUGGCAGGGGUGGCGAUGUGGGUCUUUUUGCGAGCGCAGCAAGGAGGAUGACGUAAUCAUUUGGCCCCGGAGAUGACGUCAUCAUUUGGCCCGGAUUUAGGAGCUUAUAAGCUGGAACAUAGUUAGUCGAAUAUGGGAUUUGAUGAUGUGCCUUAGUACCAAAGCGGGCGGCCUCGGUACGCACCUCCAGGAAACAAUCGGCGUUUAGUAUGCGGAACUAUUCUUUUGUAACGAAAUAUGCUCGAUCCAAGAUACGCAAAGGACUUGUAUAGAGGACGACAUCGAUUGAGUCAGCAGUUUGCAGAUUGGCACAGGCACUGCAAGCACAUUGCUCUUAUUUUAUGAUUCAUAAGUAGGAUGGCGUUUCGCUAUGGCCUUCUGAGACGAGCAAUAAAGGCGGUUGGCUGGCAAACAUAGAUAACGAACAUAUGUAGGAUAUAGGAGGCUGGACUAGCGGCGCCGAGGAGUGCAUCUCGGCAGAGUGGCGGCAGCCACACAAACUCAAUGGAAUACUCAAAGAAUCUUGAAGUC
Molecule: messenger RNA, 1640 nt
Organism: Klebsormidium nitens
Lineage: Eukaryota; Viridiplantae; Streptophyta; Klebsormidiophyceae; Klebsormidiales; Klebsormidiaceae
Source: the annotation of a GenBank genome assembly